Molecule: messenger RNA, 2454 nt
Organism: Phycodurus eques (leafy seadragon)
Lineage: Eukaryota; Metazoa; Chordata; Actinopteri; Syngnathiformes; Syngnathidae
Gene: spring1
Product: SREBF pathway regulator in golgi 1
Exons: 5
Coding region: 440-1042 (200 amino acids)
Biological process (GO): positive regulation of SREBP signaling pathway
Source: RefSeq, a predicted model, not a curated record
UCGCAUUUGACGUUAACGCCGCUUCCGUAUUGUGUGGCCAAGUUGUUUUGCUAACGCCAGUGGAUAAACACGACCGCUACGCAUUUCGUAAAAUAUAACUACGCUCUUGCUGUGUACUGCGUUAGAUUUUUUUUAACAACUUGUUAUAUUUGUCUAGAUAUGAGUCCUGGUGUCCUUGUGACCGAGCUCGUUGCGAAUGCUUCUUACGGCAAGCUAUCAAGCUAACAAAGCAGGCCACCGACCCAACGCUGUUGCUUGCUUUUGUCACAGAUUAUGUUACUUUAUUAUGCAAAAUGGGUUAAUUGUAGAUAAUGCAGAUCGUUCUGUCUUUGUAAACCUAUCACCGUUGAAGCUAGCUAGCUUUUCCACACACCCGUCCACAUCCAAGCGUGCACAAUUGAACGAUAGGAGGUUGGAUGUUUGUUAACCGACUCGUGUCAUGAUGGUGCUCCGGCGGCUCUUGAGGAAGCGCUGGGUGCUGGGAGUCGUCUUCGGGCUGUCGCUCAUCUACUUCCUCACCAGCACGCUGAAACAGGAGGAACGGACCAUACGGGACCGCACCCUCCUGGAGGUGAGGGACUUGGAGCGGCGCAUCCCGUGGAAGGUGCGCUUCAACCUGGGCAACAGCAGCCGGCAGAUGGGCCACUGCCGGAACUCCAUCCAGGGCAAGAUGCUGCUCACCGACGAGCUGGGUUACGUGUGCGAGCGCAAAGACUUGCUGAUGAACGGCUGCUGCAACGUCAACGCUCCCCGCACGAGGCGGCACGUCUGCAAAAGCUGCCUGGCCAAUGGCUGCUGCAGUAUUUACGAAUACUGUGUGUCCUGUUGCCUCCGGCCAGAUAAGCGAGCUCUCCUGGAGCGCUUCCUGAACCGCGCCGCGGGAGGCUUCCAGAAUCUGUUCACCGCCGUGGAGGACCUCUUCGAGCUGUGCCUGGCCAAGUGUCGCACCUCCUCACAAAGCGUUCAGCACGAGAACACGUACCGGAACCCACAAGCCAAGUACUGCUACGGGGAGAGUCCUCCGGAGCUCCUUCCCAUCUAAACUGUGUUACAACCCCCCUGGAAUCACAAGAAAGACUUUUUACCCUCAAAGGACAUAGGCAACAAAUCCCUGAGUUACACUUCAUAAGUGCAUCCACACGAUUUCCUUCCAGUCAUCCAUGAUGAUCGGCAGCUCCCGUAUGAUCAGGACGAGACUGAUAAAAUUACCCCCGCGAAGCACGUGGCAGGCAGGUUAUGUUUUGAUCAAUUUUUGUUUGUUGUUGUGGAAUGGUACUAAUGUGUAUGAAGGGCCACAAUAAAGGAAGGUCAAUAAUUACACUAUGGGGAUAGUAGUGUUUUUUUCUGUGAAACACAAACACAGUUUAGGGAAAGGUCAUAAGAUUAAGAGAUCAAGUUUGGUCUUUUUUUUUUUUUUUUUUUUUUAGGGAAUUUUUUUUUAAUUAGAAAUAUGUUUUUUGACAAAUAGUCACAGGUGUGUGUGUGGGAGGGAAAGUAGGGUGGGUUUGACAAAAGGCUUUUUUUUAAGAAAAAUGAACUUUUGAGUGAAAAAGGCAUACACUGGUGGAAACAAAGUUGGAUUUCAUAGGUGUUAUUUUUUUUACGUUUUUAAAAUUGAAAUCUUGUAAAAAAAAAAAAGUUAUUUUGGGACAGAGUCAUAAUAUUACAUGAAUAAAGCUUUUUGUUUAUUUGUAUUCUGACGAGAAUAAAGUUUAAUUUGUUCGAGGAGACGAACGAAGUUGGGAUUUUCCUUAAAGCGGCUCAGAAAAUGGAUGGAUGGUAUUUUCUUUGUGCAAAAAACAUCUUUUUUAUUUUAGUCUAUUAAAGUUUUUUUUAAUCUUAGAACAAUUGUGAAACACUGACAUUUUUCUGUUAAAUUUCGACUUUAUCUAGAGGCAUAAUUUUUUCUUAAACAAUACGUACUACUACUGUAAUUAUUGUCAUGUAAUACUCAUCCAAACACAUGCUGGGAACAAUUCGUUCUAUGUCACUUUUAUGCUAACCCACAGUCAAAAUGCCUUAAGUCCAUGACAUCCUAAGAACAUCCUACAUUAAGACGGUGCUGCAUUAUUAUUAUAUUCUUCUUCCACUUUUAUCAGUCCAGCUCGAGCGGAGGUCUGCACUCCCCUGAGUGCCAUCCUACUAGUUGUGUCACGAUGUCAAGUGUGUCAAUGCAUGGAAAUUAAUCGACUGUUUUAAUAAAAGUGAUUGUGAAACCAUGAAAGACUUUCAAAGCGUCAAGUUCCCAUUGAGUGCAAUCAAUUGUUCUGUCAGUUAACAAGCACAAGAAGCAAAUGUUGCUAGUUUACAUCUCCAUUUAUCAAAACAAAUCGGCUCAAAUGUCCAUCCGUCUAUGAAAUGUGGAUAAAAUUUGGAAACAACUCAACUAAAUCUUGAGGGGUUCAACUUUGAAGGACCCCUGGAAAUGUCUCUAAAUUGCACGCUUCAAAUUAA